AUGCCACAGCAAGUUAACAAAUUGAGUGCCCGCACACCCGCCACAGUGUGCCAGUCACUGUACGUGAUGCCGCUGCUUCUCCUGCUGUUGUUGUUUCUGUGCUGCGCCAGUGUGUGUGUUGCGUGGGACGACGGCAUGCAGCGCUGCAUGUUCGAGGAGAUGAUCAACAGGAGUGGGAUGUUCUCGACUGGUGUUGUGCGGGAGUUGCCCCGCAAGGGACAGAGUGGUGUGCAGGCGUACACCGUCGCCACACAGAAGAAUGAGAAUGAAAGAUGGGAGCUGAUCCGCAUUGAGGCGUUCACGAAGGACUUGGAGGACAAAUCGAGGUACUGUACUACGAGUGGUGUGCAGGUCAUGAAUUUUAAAGGUGGCACGGCUAUUUGUAAUGAUGAUAACGUCCUCACCGAUGAAAAGAAGGAAACUCUAAUAAAUGAAGUAAUUCCUGCUGCUAUCAAACUGCACAGGGAUCGUCUGCUUGUGAAACCCCAGGAAGGCAAACUAAAGGUGACCAAUUUUGAAAAUGGCAACCCUUGUACCCAUUUCACUGUACCCGAUGAGCAUCGCAGUGAAGGUGUUGAGAAUGCUGACUUUGUGCUCUACGUGGCAGCCGGUACCGGAGAGCCAUUUGGUGUCACAUGUGCCCCUGCCGAAGCGUCAAGUCGCCCAAUUGCUGGUGCCAUUAAUAUUUCACCGUACACU
Molecule: messenger RNA, 699 nt
Organism: Trypanosoma theileri
Lineage: Eukaryota; Euglenozoa; Kinetoplastea; Trypanosomatida; Trypanosomatidae
Product: surface protease GP63
Exons: 1
Biological process (GO): cell adhesion; proteolysis
Cellular component (GO): cytoplasm; membrane
Molecular function (GO): metalloendopeptidase activity
Source: RefSeq, a predicted model, not a curated record